AUGUUAGAAGCCCGAGGAGAGGUCAUUACGUGGACAGUAUUUAAGAAUAGUUUUCUGGAAAAGUUCUUUACACCUCAUGUUCGUGCUACAAAAGAGAGGGAGUUUCUAAGCUUGGUGCAAGGAAACUUAUCUAUGUACGAGUAUGCAAUUCAGUUUGAGCGUCUUUAUCGAUUUUAUUCAUAUUCGACUUCAGAAGAAUGGAGAUGUCAAAGGUUCUUUGAUGGGUUGAGGACUGAUAUAAAAUGGAUUUUGAUUCUGUUGAGAAUCAUUGAGUUUGCUGACUUGGUAGAUCAAGCUACUAUUAUAGAAAGGCUCAAUUUAGAAGACGCUAAAGAGGUAGGAAAAACUCAGUCUAGCAGACAAGCCAGUAGUUAUAGAGGAAAUAAGGGUGUCAGGAUGAGCCCUUAUGACAGAUCAAAUUGUCAACAAUAA
Abrus precatorius (Indian licorice) is the source of this 432-nucleotide messenger RNA. RefSeq lists its product as uncharacterized. NCBI's taxonomy places the organism in Eukaryota, Viridiplantae, Streptophyta, Magnoliopsida, Fabales, Fabaceae. The record is from RefSeq and is a predicted model, not a curated record. The transcript has a single exon. Bases 1 to 432 code for a protein of 143 amino acids.